AUGCACGCACGCCUGCCACGCGUACACCCCAUCUCCUCACAGAGUAGUCCCGAUUGUCCCAAGGUGCGGUGUGCCCGUGCGAGUUCAAAUUCUCUCAUGCCACGAGCGUAUUACAAGCCGUUCACAGCCUACGAGGAGGCCUUUGGCUUUCACGCGACGCGCCGCAAUGCGUAUAUCAUGUGCUCCGUGUUCUUCGGCGGUCUCUUGCUCAAGUGCAUGCUGCUGAUGAAGUACAGCUCCAUCGCAACUCCGAGUUGGACCUCGCCACUGGAGGAUGAUCCACGGUAUCAAGAGAUGAUGGAGCGGCGUCUAGCACUGGCUGAGGACUUAUCAACGCAGGAAUCAAUGAAGAGGGCGAUACGUACUAGGCGCUCGGCACCACCCGCGUAA
Molecule: messenger RNA, 390 nt
Organism: Leishmania braziliensis MHOM/BR/75/M2904
Lineage: Eukaryota; Euglenozoa; Kinetoplastea; Trypanosomatida; Trypanosomatidae
Exons: 1
Coding region: 1-390 (129 amino acids)
Source: RefSeq, a predicted model, not a curated record